GGCGAGUAUUGUCAAUUACCUAUACCCUCGCAGAAAAAUGAUACACGCAAACAUAAUUCAACUUUAUAACAUCACAACAAAUACAUUUAUCUUAAUGUGAUCGCUCCAUUAUUAAUGUAAAUAUUGUAAGUGCAGUUGAAAGGAAUUUCGUGAGUAAGGAUACGUUUAAUACAAUGAGCGUCAAGUCUGCCAAGUACCCGGCCACCAUUAAACCAGAGGACCAGGUCCAGGAUAGGGUUGACCCUGCCCAGCUUACAGAGGAGCAGAUAGCAGAGUUGAAAGAGGCGUUUGGCUUGUUUGACAAGGACGGUGACGGCGAUAUAUCGACGAAGGAGCUAGGCACAGUGAUGAGGUCCCUUGGACAGAACCCCUCCGACCAGGAGCUUGAGGACAUGGUCCGGGAGGUCGACAUUGACGGUAACGGAACUAUCGACUUUGACGAGUUUCUGCAGAUGAUGUCGCGGAAGAUGAAGGAGACGGAUACCGAGGAGGAGAUACGAGAGGCUUUCAAAAUAUUCGACAAGGAUGGCAACGGGCUCAUCUCGCCUGGAGAGUUGCGGGGCGUGAUGGGUAACCUCGGUGAGAAGUUGACGGACGAGGAGGUGGAAGAAAUGAUCAAAGAGGCGGAUUUAGACGGAGACGGCAUGAUCAACUACGAAGAGUUCGUAAAGAUGAUGACAAAAUGACCAAGAAGCAGAUAUGUGAUGCCAGUUUUUCAUUGUCCCUCACCGGUGCUGUGUGUCCGUCCGUCCGUGUAUGUGUGUGUAAACUAAUUCUGAAUACGUGCAUGUGACCAUGACUGCUGGAGUUACAGCUUCAUAAUGCACCGGAUAGGGUGUGUGCGUUAUCUGAGAAUCAUCAUUGUUCACGCUAGGAUCUAUUGUCUGUCAUUAUAAUGUAUGCCCGUGGCGUCAUUUGAUUAGUGAGGCCAUAUAUUAUGUCUCAUCAAAAAUCACCAAAUCGGAACAUGACAAAAAAUAUGCAUGUAUAUGAAAGCACCAACAGCAGAUUUACACAAUUUCACAGAGAAAAACGUAUUUACAUGUAUUUUAUUACCGUUUUCAAUGCUGAUAAAAUAACAUACAUCGGUGCAAAAGAAAGCGUGUACUAGUAAAUAUGCAUAUACGUAUUUAUUUUGCAACGAUUUGGAUACGUACGUUAUAUUGUGAUUGACUAGUAAUAAAUUGUUUGUUUACAUA
This is a messenger RNA of Mya arenaria, 1199 nucleotides long. RefSeq names its product calmodulin-A-like. The record is from RefSeq and is a predicted model, not a curated record. Bases 174 to 686 code for a protein of 170 amino acids. Lineage: Eukaryota; Metazoa; Mollusca; Bivalvia; Myida; Myidae. The transcript is spliced from 7 exons. Gene Ontology annotation, molecular function: enzyme regulator activity; calcium ion binding.